This is a messenger RNA of Limanda limanda (common dab), 1941 nucleotides long. RefSeq names its product coiled-coil domain-containing protein 81-like. The record is from RefSeq and is a predicted model, not a curated record. NCBI's taxonomy places the organism in Eukaryota, Metazoa, Chordata, Actinopteri, Pleuronectiformes, Pleuronectidae. The transcript is spliced from 16 exons. Gene Ontology annotation, cellular component: centrosome. Bases 1 to 1917 code for a protein of 638 amino acids.
AUGACUGACGUGCUGCGGCUGCUGUCCCAGGCGGAAAGGAAGGAUUUACCAACCCUCUCCCUGCUCUCUGAUAAUGAUAUUGACAGUAUUUGGGCUGAUGUAUCCGCUUACAUUGAACGACAGAUGACAUUACAGAAGGGGGUCCAGCUGGCCGGAUUGGGGACGUUCACCUUCUCUCAGCAGAGGCUGGAUCUUGGGAACAGGUCCAACGUGAUCCAACGACCCAUCUUCAUCCUGGCAGGGAAACUGCUCCAGUCUCUGGGUUUAAAGCAGACCAGGCCAUUGGCUGCAGCGACACACCUGCCGGUGGUGCAGCUGAACUUUGCAGCCGUGUCCCAGGAGACUCCUUUCAGUCGAGACGUGGUGGAGGGCUGCGUGAGAGAAACUCUCCUGUUCCUCUUCAGAGCUUUGGCCUCUGAACGAAACGUGUUUGUCACGUUCCAGGGGAUUGGAGUUCUGACCUUUACAAACAACAAGGUCCGGAUGAAGUUCAACAGAUAUUUUAUUAAUGCCAUGGAUGGAACUGGUAGGAUGCUGUUAGCCUUUAACAAAAGAUCUGGCAGCAGUGUCUCUUUACUGUCUGGUGGCGUGUCCAGGCUGCAGAGGCCACAGACGGUCAACCCCAUCACCCUGCCAACCGUCUGCUCCCCUCGGCCCCCCCACAAAGACACAGACACAGAUGGAUGGUGCAUGUCACCAGCGCCAGACCAGAGGAAUGCAGGAGACGUCCCCCAACAGAGAAACUCUAAACCCCAUCUGACACUGCAACCUGCCAAGAUGACAGCAAUCAAUCUUUUUGAAGAAGUGAAUCCAAAACCCCCGACAGAGGCCCCCACGGACAAGCCUGUAACCUUCAUCCCACCACCAGAGGGCGCUCCCACCAAACUGGAGGAACCUUGUGUGAGAGUUAGCUGCUCUGGCCACACUCGAGCUGGACAGGAGCUGUGCUACCUGUGCAUGCAGCGGGCCCAGAGAAAUGUCCCAGUGUACCUGAGGGAGCAGCAGCAGGCAGAGGAGAAAGCUCGGGACAAACUCCUGCUGCUGAAAGAACAACAGAGGGACAAGCAGCACAUGGAGGAAGAACAGGAAAAGCAGUGUGAGCAUCGUGAGCAUUCAAAGCAGGUCGCUACAUAUAACCUGCACAUGUCAGAGAAGAAAGAAAAGACGUAUCCUCUGUACCCUACUUCAUUCAUCUUCCCGGCUCGGCCGCUCACCCCCCUCAAACGGAUUCAGCAGAACCGUUACAUGAGAGAUCUCCAGAGUCAGCUCGAGAGCCGGCAGGAGCGCGAAGCUCAGGACCAGCAGAGCCGACUUUUACUGGAGCAUCUAGACCAGGUCCAGCUGGUCCAGGAGAUAGCUCAGCAGAAGGCUCAGCAGCUCCAGCAGAAACACGAGAAGACAAAGCAUUACAAGAGAGCUCUCGACACUCAGGUGGAGGAUAAGAAGCCCACUGAGCCUCCGGAGUGCCAGACUGACAACUCCAGGUUCAACCGCUGUGAGACACCAGCCAAGAACACAGAGAGCCGAGAGAGGGCGCAGAAGCUCUUUCAGGUGAAUUUUGGUGCAGCCACUCAUAAGAAAAAGGAAGAACUGCACAGCCGCCAGACACAGCUGGAGAAAGAAAGGGAAAUGCUCAAAAGCAACAAAACAGAGCUCAUACUGGACCGGAUGAAUCGCUUUGAGAAGCAGCAGCACCUCAGCAAGUCAUUAGAAGACGAGUGGAGUCGCAGCGUGAAACUCAAACACCGACGAGAGGAAGAGGAGAAGCGCUUCCUCAGGUCUGCUGGUCAGCUGCUGGUAGAUAAGCUUGCCCAGUACCAGCGCUGCUGCCAGUGUAAGAGGAGGACCACUAACUUGGGAGAAACAAACAUCUGGAAGGACUCUUAUUACCUCUCUGGAUCACAGUACAUGAUUUGAUGAUGCUGAACCUCACAGCCAGAA